Messenger RNA from Ostrinia nubilalis (European corn borer), 2117 nucleotides. RefSeq lists its product as uncharacterized. The coding region runs from base 195 to 956 and encodes 253 amino acids. The record is from RefSeq and is a predicted model, not a curated record. The transcript is spliced from 5 exons. Gene Ontology annotation, molecular function: protein binding. Gene Ontology annotation, biological process: signal transduction. Lineage: Eukaryota; Metazoa; Arthropoda; Insecta; Lepidoptera; Crambidae.
AAAUGUUGUUUGUUGUUGACUGUUGUCACUUGUCAAGAACGGGUAUUUUUUGCGAAAUCGUGACUCAAUUUCGUAAAUUCAAUUUUCCCCUUCCUAUGUGUUUACAGCUGUACCUAAAAGAACCUAAGAAAUAUUAAGACAUAACAUACCUUCACAUUCUUCAUUAAAUUUUAAGUAUUUCCAUCAUCCUCAAUAUGGCAAGUGUUGGCAGUAGAAUAUUUGAGCUGUUCCGUUCUUUAAAAUCUGAUGCUGUUCCUAAACCACCUCGACCUGCUGAAGAUACGGAAUCAAGGGGCGCUAAACCUAAUAUUACCACCGAAGACAGUAAAGAACCCGUUGAAAACGAAGAUGAACAUGAAGAGAUAAUUUUUGAAGAAGAUGACUUUAUCAAAACGGAGAAAAAAACUAAAUUUAGAUCCCCUUUUAAAUCAAAGAAGGGUAAAGAUGACCAUAAGGAUCCAAAGCCAGAAGAUCAUGACAAACGAGGCAGUUUUAGUUCUGUAAACACUCAAGCUACUGGUACGGUUUUCAACGUUGUCAAUGCAACUGGUGUCCAGUUUGGCAGCAACUAUACAUAUUAUAUGUCUGCAACUAAUGGAAAUACUGAAAAGUCUGAAAAGAAGGGGUAUACAGGAGACAACAUUGAAAAAGAUAAUUUAAUUAUUCUUCUUAUGGAAUCAAAAAUUGAGCCAACACAUAAGUAUAUUGACUUUAUUUCAAAGAAUUUAGGUACAAACUGGAAAUCUUUCUUUGGUAGUUUAGGUUAUUUGAUUGGGCGUAUUGACACUCUUCAAAUGGAGAAAGGAAUUACAGAGGCUCGCUACAAAUUGUUAAAAGACUGGGUGGAUAACGAUGACGACGGCUCUCUCGGCCGCCUUGCUUCUCUUCUCUGGGACGAGGGAGAGAGGCAAAUCGUCAGAGAGCUCUCUAUCAUUUACAAGGAAAACAAAAAAUAACUUACUUGUGAGUUGUAAUGUAUAGUCUAGUUUAUAGAAUAGUACGAGAUUUUAUUCUAAGUAACCUCUUAAGUAACCGCCGGCCGCCGUAACGGCGGUUUCUAAGUAACCGCCUCUGUGGUCUAGUGGUAAGACCACCUGUUUCAGACGCAGAGGUCCCGGGUUCGAUUCCCAGUGGGGGCAGAUUUUUCUGUUCGGUUUGGUUGGUGGUAGGGCUUGUUCUAAGUCCGCCUGGCUAGCUACCGCCAUCUUACCUAAGUCUGUCGCCAUAACAACAAUGUUAACAGCAUUGUUGUGUUCCGGCAGUUAGAGGUAAGAUAGCCAGUUCCUCCGUGGUUGAGGAUUCCGGGUGAAGCUUGCUUCCACCUUCGGCCUGAUCGUCACUUACCAUCAGGUGAGAUACAGGCCAAGAGCUUCCUCGUUGUGGAUAAAAAAAAAGUAGAAAAAAACAUUUAAAUAGAAGGAAAGGCUCGACUAUUUUUAAAAAGAGCUUAUUUGCACAAGCAUUUUAAAAGAUUUACGUGAUUUUAGAGUUUAAUGUUUAUUUAGGUGCUAAGUGUUAAGAGAAUUGUAUUUUGCUGCAAAGCAGUUCUUGUUACUGACCAAUUGAGAUUUUAAGAAAUGUAUUUUUUAGGCAUAAAAUGAAAAUUUUACUGAGAGAAAGUUAAAUUUGCUCAAUACCUAGUAUGUAAAUUGAAAACAAAAGUAAUAAAAUAUUUGUUUUUGAUUAAUAUUGAAACCUGUUUCAAAAUUAUAAAAAAAUACCUAUAUUGUGAUAAAAACUUUUUUUAUAUUGGUCAUCAGCUUUACUUGCUGUUCUAUUAUUUUUUACUGUGAAAACUUUUCUAAUGGUGUUGUUUUAUGAAUGUUAUUUUUAUUUCCCUACCAACUAUUGAUUGUGCAAUUAAUUUCAAAUUUUAUGUAUACUAUGGCCACAGUUCUAGCUACCCAUUUCAGCCAUAUCAUCUCGUUCUAUCGCAAAGAAUCACCAUUUGAUGAGAGCGAGAGAAAAAACGGAAAUGGGUAGCUGGAACUGUGGCCCACUGUACUUACUUUUAUAAAUACCUAUCAAUAAUAUAUUUUAUCAAUAACCCCUUAUAGAAAACAUUUUAUAAUAUUGUAUUAUUUUGAAUAAAACAAGUAUUUUUAAUAUACUAGUUA